AUGAGAAGUUUAGCCCGGCUACCUAUUCUUUGUUUCUUUACCUGCUCGGUUUUGCCGAUCUGUGUUCUGUCGUUCAACGUAGACACAGACAACUCGAUUGUAUUCAAAGGCCCUAGGAACAGCUUUUUUGGAUAUUCCGUUGCUAUUCUGGAGAAUUCUCAGGGCACAUGGUUGUUGGUCGGUGCACCUCGAGCAAACGACUCAUCCCUUCCUGGAGUUUACCAACCCGGAGCUGUGUUCCAGUGUAACUGGCAAUAUCGAAGCAGUUGCCAGCAUGUGUUUAUUGAUGACAUCGGAAAUGAAAAACAAGUAAUUGAAAAGUGGAAGAAUAUUACAGUGCAGCACAGCAAGGAUAACCAGUGGAUGGGAGCUUCUGUUGAUGUGAACAUCCAUGGCGAUUCACGAGUAACGGUCUGUGCUCCAAGGUGGAUAGACAAGAAAUUUGAAGUUCAAGGUAUUCAACUGAUGAAUGGACUAUGCUAUGAGACAAGCCGUGAUUUACACUUUGAUGAAACAAGUGCAUAUCCCGCGUUAGAAAACUGGAAGAAACAAGUUCAUGCUGCAGGCUACUUCUCUUAUGGAAUGGGUAGCCUCGGAAUAUCUGUCUCUUAUUCAAAAGACGGUAAAUUUUCUGUCAUUGGAGCACCAGGACUGAACUACUGGGCAGGUGGCUUUGUUUAUAAUGAAGGGGACCCGACAAAAAGACCUAAAGUUGUGGAGCUUUCUGCUGACAUGGAGAGCAGUUCGUAUUUUGGUAUGGCCAUUACAACAGCUAGAUUGUCUGCCGAUGGAAUUCAUACAAUUAUUGGAGGGCCUAGAGCUGGAGGUGUCGGUAAAGUCUACGCAUACAACAAUGAUUUUCAAUUGCUGUUUGCAAAGGAAGGAAACCAGAUAGGCAGUUCCUUUGGUGCUGCACUUUGUGCUGUGGAUCUAAAUGGCGAUAACUUAGAUGAGCUGGUGAUUGGUGCUCCAUUUUUCUCAGAUGUUCUAGAUGAGGGAAGAGUCUAUGUCUACAUGAACAGAGAAUUUUUCAACCUGGAAUUAAUGGCAACACUGGUAGGAUCAAAUACUCCAGGCUCCAGGUUUGGGAGUGCUGUAGCUAAUGUUGGAGACCUGAAUCUGGAUCAUUAUGAAGAUAUAGCAGUCGGUGCACCAUAUGAAGAAGACUCUGGAGUUAUUUAUAUCUUCAAUGGUGCCAAACAUGGCUUAUUCCAUAAACCUUCACAGAGGAUUGUGGGUAAAAGUUUAAGAAAGGAUCUUAAAAGUUUUGGGUGGUCAUUCUCUCAGCCCUGGGAUGUUGACGGGAACCAUUAUGGAGAUUUUGCAGUUGGAUCAUAUGAAUCUGACAUGGUUGUCUUGUUGAGAGCCCGGCCAGUGUUUAAUCUGUUUGCUAGCCUUGAGGCCAACCCUGCUGUCAUUGACCUUAAUGGCAAAUCAAACUGUGUUUAUCACGGACAGCUAUGGCAUUGCUCGGAAGUUUCUGUGUGUUUACGCUACACAGGCCAAAAUCUGCCACCUUCAGCUGAAUUAAACAUUACACUGAGACUGGAUGUCAUUCAACGCCAUCUAGGUGAAAGACCAAGACUGUUUUUUCAUUCUGAAGAAGAUACAGAAAUAGAAAGCACUGAUGAUCUUGUUACAUUAAGACUUGAUCGAGUCUCAUGCUCGAAAAAGUACACUGUUUACACAAGGAAAGUCAGAGAUAUUGUCACACCCAUAAUGCUGGAACUGGAAUUUAAUACUGUGUCCAACUCUUUUGGAAUGGCCAGCAUGAGUGUUAGUGAACCAGUCAGGAACAAAUAUAAUCCAAAUGUGGUCAACAGUAUGAUCGUGUUUGCUUUGGACUGUGGAGAAGAUCACAUUUGUAACUCUAGCUUAGGCAUACAAACAACUGCUAUAUUUGAUAGUGGUGGCAAUUAUCUCAUGAUUGAUGAUUCGCCAUCGUUUGAGUUGGAAAUAGUCAUAACCAACUCCGGGGAAGUAUCUUAUCUUACAGUGGUUACCAUAGAGUACCCUUCAAUUGUUGACUUUUCAUCCAUGACUGUGAUUGAAGGAACCACAAGCGUGAACUGUGUUCCAGAAUCAGAAGAGGCAGACAAUGCCAGUUUGCAUUGUGAUAUUAUGUCACCUGUAACAUCAAAAGAAAAAGUGGUGUUAAGAGCCAGAUUUUACACCUAUGGUAUUCCAUAUGACAUUCACAAACUUGAAGUGAAAACAAAAGUAAUAUCAGUGAGCUCUAGCCUGAAAAGAAAUAGCAGUGAAGUGGAAAAUGUACUUAUCAUUCCAGUACGAAUGAGGACAGACAUUAGAUUUUAUGGAGUAUCAAUUCCUGGACUACUGGCUAUGCCCCAUGAACUGAUAACAUUACGUGAAGAAGAUAUGUGGUCACAUUUGUCCCACAUUUAUAUCUUGCGCAACCUAGGCCCUAGUCCAAUGCCACAUGGUCAGCUGACCUUGUCAGUCCCAGUGUCAGACUGGGUAAAGUUAAACAAUGUCCAGAUUGAAACAAGAGGCACAUCAGAUGCCUUUUCGCAUGUACCAGUAGAAUGCAGCAUGCCGACUGACAGAAAUGAAACACACCCUAGUCAUACAGAUGAAAAAAGCAAAACUAAACAUGGAGUUGAUUCGAUUUAUUUAAUUGACUGUGAAUUAGAAACCUGCUUCAAUGUGACCUGCUAUGUUGGACUCCUGCACAAAUAUGAGACUGUUUAUAUCAACCUAAGCUUGGCUAUAAAAACAAAUGUUUUGCAGGCUUUAGAGGAUUAUGAUAAACUGGAUGUGGUGACUUCAGGACUUCUCAGGAAACCCGACUAUAAAUCUUACAACUCACUGACUCCAGGCAUUAGCACCAUG
Molecule: messenger RNA, 2853 nt
Organism: Candidula unifasciata
Lineage: Eukaryota; Metazoa; Mollusca; Gastropoda; Stylommatophora; Geomitridae
Source: the annotation of a GenBank genome assembly